ACAAGAUGGCGACCGCGACGGUGGAGCUCCAUAAGCUGAAGCUUGCUGAACUAAAGCAAGAAUGUCUUGCUCGUGGUUUGGAGACCAAGGGAAUAAAGCAAGAUCUUAUCCACAGACUCCAGGCAUAUCUUGAAGAACAUGCUGAAGAGGAAGCAAAUGAAGAAGAUGUACUGGGAGAUGAAACAGAGGAAGAAACAAAGCCUAUAGAGCUCCCUGUCAAAGAGGAAGAACUCCCUGAAAAAACUGUUGAUGUGGCAGCAGAAAAGAAAGUGGUGAAAAUAACAUCUGAAAUACUACAGACUGAGAGAAUGCAGAAGAGGGCUGAACGAUUCAAUGUACCUGUGAGAUUGGAGAGUAAGAAAGCUGCUCGGGCAGCUAGGUUUGGGAUUUCUUUAGUUCCAACAAAAGGUCUGUCGUCUGACAACAAACCUACGGUUAACUUGGAUAAGCUGAAGGAAAGAGCUCAAAGAUUUGGUUUGAAUGUCUCUUCAAUCUCCAGAAAAUCUGAAGAUGAUGAGAAACUGAAAAAGAGGAAGGAACGGUUUGGGAUUGUCACAAGUUCAGCUGGAACUGGAACCACAGAGGAUACAGAGACAAAGACGACGAAAAGAGCAGAGCGCUUUGGGAUUGCCUGA
This is a messenger RNA of Saimiri boliviensis boliviensis (Bolivian squirrel monkey), 635 nucleotides long. The record is from RefSeq and is a predicted model, not a curated record. NCBI's taxonomy places the organism in Eukaryota, Metazoa, Chordata, Mammalia, Primates, Cebidae.